AUGAACCGGCUAUGUGACUUAAUCGACAGGAAGAUCGAUGACGGAACUUUUGUGCCGAUGAUGAAUGUGGCCAAUUCUACUAUGCGUCAGCUUGGAAAAUUCUUGGUUCUCUUCGUGUAUUUCAUCUCAACGUUCCUUGCCUUCACUUCCUUUUUUAUCAUAAUUCCAUACGAACAAUUAUACAAACCGGUAUGGUUUCUUGUUACACUGGGAGUGAUGGGAUUAUAUUUUUUGUUCAAUAUCCAAUAUCAUUAUUACAAAGCAAGAACGAUACCGCCAGUUGUCAACCCCGGGGAAGAGGGAGAUGCAUUUUGUGAAAAGUGCAACUACUGGAAAAGUGAUCGUGCCCACCAUUGCUCUGUAUGUGAGAGAUGUGUUCUUGGGAUGGAUCACCAUUGUAUUUGGAUCAACCAGUGUGUUGGAUCUCACAACCAUCGCCAUUUCUUUUUGUUCGUCGCUAAUCUUACACUAGCUGCAGCUACUAUCAUUAUUGCCGGUUAUCAGUCAUUUUACGAUCAUUUAUUUUUGGACUACUCUCAAACAACUUAUUGCACGACAAUACUACAACAUGCACCUCUUCAGGACAUUAUUUGCGAUUAUGACGGGUUUGCUCGCACAUCGGUUGUUUUCUGUUAUUUGCUCAGCGCUAUCCUUCUGAUUAUGGUUGGAGGAUUGACAUUAUGGAACGUCUACUUGAUUUCCAUUGGAUGUACUUACAUAGAUUACUUGAAACUGACGGGAUCACAAAAGAAAUUGAGUGCUAGAAAAAGACUCAACAAAGGUUUCAAAUCGAAUUGGAAAAACUUCCUUGGCCUCCGUAGGAAUCGAACGUUCUUCAGAUGCGUAGUCUUGCCAAUGGCACUACCUCCGGUGAAGUAUGAGGACAUAAAUUCGAGACAAGACGUUUUCGAUGUUGUUUGA
This is a messenger RNA of Caenorhabditis remanei, 921 nucleotides long. RefSeq lists its product as uncharacterized. The transcript is spliced from 7 exons. Gene Ontology annotation, cellular component: Golgi apparatus. Gene Ontology annotation, molecular function: palmitoyltransferase activity. The record is from RefSeq and is a predicted model, not a curated record. Gene Ontology annotation, biological process: protein palmitoylation. Lineage: Eukaryota; Metazoa; Nematoda; Chromadorea; Rhabditida; Rhabditidae. The coding region runs from base 1 to 921 and encodes 306 amino acids.